Centruroides sculpturatus (bark scorpion) is the source of this 1987-nucleotide messenger RNA. RefSeq names its product acidic repeat-containing protein-like. Gene Ontology annotation, cellular component: nucleus. NCBI's taxonomy places the organism in Eukaryota, Metazoa, Arthropoda, Arachnida, Scorpiones, Buthidae. The transcript has 14 exons. Bases 116 to 1738 code for a protein of 540 amino acids. The record is from RefSeq and is a predicted model, not a curated record.
UGGUGUAUAAUGAAAUCGAACAGUUUUAACAAAUGCGGAAAUUUUAAACGUAACAUUCGGCGUGGAUGUUCUUUUCAAUCUAACGAAUAAUUCUUUUAAAACUUACACCAAAAAUAUGAACAGAUCCGUGGAGAAUGCAUCUUGUAAUGAAAAUAUUACUUUAAGACGUAAACAUAAUCACAGAAAGAUUUUAUCAGAUGUUUUAAACAGUAGUGAUGAUUCUUUCACAAUACCUCCACCAUUAUCUGAAAGAAUAAAAACUUCGUACACUCCUGUUUCUGAAACAUGUCCGAAGAAGUCAGAUUUUAACAGUAGCGAUGAUUCAUUCACAUUACCUCCACCAUUAUCUGAAAGAAUAAAAACUUCGUACUUUUCUGCUUCUAAAAUAUGCCCGAAGAAGUCAGAUUUUAACAGUAGCGAUGAUUCGUUCACAAUACCGCCACCAUUAUCUGAAAGAAUAAAAACUUUAUACACUCCCGUUUCUAAAACAUGUCUGAAGAAGUCAGAUUUUAACAGUAGCGAUGAUUCUUUCACAAUACCUUCACCAUUAUCUGAAAGAACAAAAACUUUGUACAUUUCUGAUUCUAAAACACAUCUGGAGGAGUCAGAUUUUAACAGUUUAACAUCUACCGAUGAAAGUGAUGAAGAAUUUAAUGCAUUGCUUGACAGAGUAAAGACUCCAUUGAGAGGACACAAAACCAAUGCUUUACCUAGCAGUCUAGAUGAAAAUUUCAAAAAGUUUACAACUGUCGAACAGAAACUCAGAUCAUUAAGAAUUUCUUCUCCAAAAACACAUGUCACACCCAUUACUUAUAAUCCAGUUACACUUCCAAGACAUAAGAAAACUAUAAAAAAUGUAUUUUCUUCAGCUGAUAUUAAUGAAUCAUUUGAAACUAAAAGACUGCCAAAUGAGAAAAAUAUAUUUAAUUCUGAAAGGAAAAGAAACUAUGUGACAAAUAAAUCUCCCGAAACCCCAUUGAAGAAGGAAGAAAAAAUUUCUUUUUUAGAAUCUCUCUCAUCCAAAAUACCAAUUUCAGAUAUUCAUAAAGAUGCUCUUCCUUUUCGUACAAAUUUCAAAAAGACAAAAGAUGAUCUAAUAAAAGUUCUCUAUAAAAAAUAUAAUGAUACUGUUUUUAGUAAUAAGCUUCCCGAUGACUUAUCUAUCACCUGGAAUACUCGUAUGACAAAAACUGCUGGCUUUUGUUAUUAUCACCAGAUAGCAAGAACCAGAUAUGCAAAAAUAGAACUGUCGACUAAAGUGUUAGAUUCGGCAGAUCGAGUUAGAGAUACACUGAUUCAUGAAUUAUGUCAUGCGGCAAGUUGGAUUAUGUAUGGUUAUCGUGAUGGACACGGGUCUAUUUGGAAUUAUUUGGCAAAAAAAGCGAAUAGAUUAUUACCAGAAUUACCGGAAAUAACUAGAUGCCAUUAUUAUGAUAUAAUGACAAAGUACGUUUAUAAAUGUACAGGAUGUGGAGGAUGCAUCGGACGUCACUCAAAAUCGUUAGACAUCAAAAGGAAGCUGUGUGGACGUUGCGGAAGAACUUUUGAAUUGAUGACAAAUAGAGGAUCUGGGUACAUGGUCAGCACUUCUAAACCUGUGACGGGAUUUGCUCGUUUUGUAAAAGAAAAUUAUGGCAUUGUUAAAGAAGCUCAUCAGGGAAUCAAGCAUGCAGAAAUAAUGAAAAAGCUCAGCAUCCAGUUUAAGUCUCUGGAUUCUUUGGAUACUGCCAAUAAUUAAAACUGUAGACCUGUCCUUUUAUAAUAUAUUUAUUUUUAAAUAAUAAGUUUUUAAUUUAAAGUCGAUUUUUUGCCGACUUUUAAAUGUCUUGUAAAGUCAGUAUUUGCUAUUGAAGAAAGUUGCUUUUAAGUAGGAUUUUAAUUAAGAACUAUUUAUUUGAGAUUUUAAAAAUAUCUUAUUUAUUGAUAAUUAAUAAAAAUCAUAAUAUAAAAUUUUUAUAAAUGAAAGCAAAAGAAAAUAAUAUAUUAG